Molecule: messenger RNA, 1079 nt
Organism: Linum trigynum
Lineage: Eukaryota; Viridiplantae; Streptophyta; Magnoliopsida; Malpighiales; Linaceae
Source: the annotation of a GenBank genome assembly
UCAUAAUUCUCAACCCCGUUGCUCUAUUUCAUUCAUUCACAUAUGCGAUGCCGCUGCUAAGCCUAGCCCUUCUCAAUCAACACAAUGACGAUUCUGCUGUUCGUGUUAGGCUGCUUCGUCUAUGGCGGACAAUGAGACCUGAUGGGAUCACAAUUCAACAAUUUCAUAUGAUGUUUGUCGACAACCAGGUAACAGAGAUUGAAGGGUUGAUUGAUACGGAUGAGAUACCAUUGUUUGAUCCCUUUCUACUGAAUGAGGGAAGGAUUUACAGAUUCACUAACUUUCAUGUUCGACCCUAUGAAGAUGACCAUCGAGUUUCUCCUGCCACCCUCCGAAUCUGUUUUCAUCAGGAGACUGUGGUUGAAGAGCUCCCUAAUGGACAAGACAUACCUGCCUACAAUUUCCGAUUUUUGGAUGCUGCUGAUCUUCCUAAUGCAGUUCACAAUCAUGCCUACAUGUCUGAUAUAAUUGAAGUGUUGGUUCUUGCGGACCCUGAAGAAGCCUUAUUUGAAGAUAUUGCUCUUUUGAGGCGAAAGAGUGUUCUGCUUAAGGGGCAAUUCCUUUAAGUUCAUGGUUGAAGUCGGCGACUUUAACCCGGUGACUAAUGAUUUCAAUUUAGUCCUCCGUAAGUUAUUCAGGUAGUUUAUAUAUUAGAGGGCUAUUUGCACUUCAUUCCCUUGAGGGUUCUUCUAUUUAUUAAAACUUUCCCAUCAUGCAUUAUUAAUUUGCUCAUCUUUGUACUUGCUGGUGUUUUCCACCAUUAUUGGGUAUGAUAGUGUUUCUGUUUGUUGGUUUAUUAGAUUUACUAUUUCGACUUCUACACAAAACAAUUUGACCUUCUGUUAUUCUACCACACCUUAGUUUUUCGAUCUAACACACAUAAUCUGUAAAACAAAUCAAGGUUGUGUUAAACUUACAUGACAAUGCCACACCAGUCUCUAACAACAGGCAGGCACCGGACUCUGUGCUACUGCACCCUCACAGAAGCUGUGCUUCUUUCUCCAUCUCAAUGCUUUUCCAUUGCUUACCCACAAUCAACAUUCUUGUUCCUGGAUUUGAAAAAAAUGUUAUGGUUUUGG